This is a messenger RNA of Trypanosoma brucei brucei TREU927, 972 nucleotides long. Its product is annotated as mitochondrial carrier protein, putative. The record is from RefSeq and is a predicted model, not a curated record. Lineage: Eukaryota; Euglenozoa; Kinetoplastea; Trypanosomatida; Trypanosomatidae. Gene Ontology annotation, biological process: transmembrane transport. Bases 1 to 972 code for a protein of 323 amino acids. The transcript has a single exon.
AUGUCUUCGGCGGCGGAAAAAAAACAUGCACCGCUCGUGGAUGUGGUGGCAGGAGGACUGGGUUCGGCAGCCGCUAAAUCCUUGCUUGCCCCGUUUCAACGUAUCGUCAUACUUCAGCAGCUGGGAGAACAUAGGAAUCUCAAUACAUUUCAACUCGUCAGUCACAUCAAAAGAAAUGAAGGGUGGAGGGGCUUUUGGAGGGGGAAUUUAACAUCGAUGAUUAUUCGGGUGCCGUACUCUGGUAUGCAGUUUGUCACAUAUAGCAGGUUGAAGUUCCUUUUCCAAGACCUCUCUGAAAGAUAUGUGCGGCCACCCAAAGGGGAUGACGGAGACAUUCGGAACGCGAGCAGGCACGUGGAGACCGCCGAGUUGUUUCUAAUGAAGUGUGGUGCGGGGGGUAUAUCUGCUACUAUCGCGGGAGUUGCCGUGUACCCAGGCGAGGUGGUUCGCCUGCGCCUUAUGUCAGGAGAGAAGCAAUUCAAAAGUAUCAUGGGUACGAUACGCAUCAUUCACGCCGAGACGAACUCCAUGAAGAACUUUUACCGUGGGCUCGGGGCAUCCCUGCUGCAGCGAGUGCCGGACAUUCUUAUCAACUUUGCUACUUACGAAACGAUCAAGUAUAAGCUGAUGGAGAAAGAUUUCCUUAAAGAUCAUCCAUCUUAUAAGAAUGCUAUAUCCACAACCAUUGGCGGGGCGACAGCUGCCGUGGCGUCUAUUGCAGUCUGUUUCCCCCUCGACGUGGCAAAGCGGCGGAUUGGCAUGUCUGGUCAAGGAAAGAGUGGAAUUGUGCACCGGGGCGUUCGCGAAUGUUUGUGGCAUGUAUACCGCUACGAGGGCAUCCGAGGGUUAUACGGUGGGGCGAGCGUAGAGAUAAUGCGCUGUGUCCCGCAGGUGGUGCUCAUGUGGUUCUUCAUAGAGGCAACGCAGAAGUUUCUCACAAAUUACGGGUUCGGUAGCGACGCGCAGCCGUGA